Messenger RNA from Exophiala bonariae, 1617 nucleotides. RefSeq lists its product as uncharacterized. Gene Ontology annotation, cellular component: nucleus; cytoplasm. The record is from RefSeq and is a predicted model, not a curated record. NCBI's taxonomy places the organism in Eukaryota, Fungi, Ascomycota, Eurotiomycetes, Chaetothyriales, Herpotrichiellaceae. Bases 1 to 1617 code for a protein of 538 amino acids. The transcript has a single exon. Gene Ontology annotation, molecular function: poly(A) binding; metal ion binding. Gene Ontology annotation, biological process: regulation of mRNA stability.
AUGGCGACAAUUGCGCCCGACACGCCUGCGGCGCAGGCUCUCAGCAAUGCAGUACACACCAAACUCGUCGAGGAGGGUUGGACCCAAGACGACGAUACCUCCCUCGCCGAGUAUAUCGUCCUCAUGCUUGCGAAUGGAAAGACUCAAGAUCAGAUAGCCUCAGAGUUGGCCGGAGAAUUAUUACAGGAUGCUACCGGUACCACAGAGUUUGCGCAAUGGCUCUUCCAAGAGGUAGACCGCAUGCAGGAAGCGUCACAACAAUCAGAUAAACCGGUCACACAAGAACCCUCAAGUUCGGAUCAGGUGCCCGCCGAGAACCCUAUACCUGCCGCCUACGAGAUGGAUAUGGCUGAUUCUGCGCCCGAGAAUGCGUAUGUUGUCCAGCCCUCAAUGGGUCCUUCUGAGUUUUCACUGACCUCCUUCAACAGCCCUCGAGGACCCAAAGGUUUACACGGCGGCCGUGCACAGUCCAAUCGAGGACGCGGCGGUAUGAACAACAAAGGUGGAGACUCCGCGUUACAUCGAACUCGAGGCAACGAUCGCAUCAAUUCACACGGGAACGUACGAGGGGUGCCCAAAGGCCCUCGCGGCUCUCAGGAUCGAGGUGUCCGCCCUGGCAUGCAAAAGGCUUUGAACAACAUGGCUCUUGCCAAUGCCCCCGGAAUGCAGAAUCCGAUGAUGAUGAAUGGAGGCCAAUCGCCACAGACCCCGAUGCAGAUGUCGCCUCAACAACAGAUGGAAUUCAUGGCCAUGAUGGAACAACAGACCCGCAUGAUGGCUCAACUUACCGGUAUGAUGCCCGGUGGCAAUGGUGGCUUUCCCCCAAAUGGCGCUCAACAGAAUGGACACGGCCGAUCCUUGUUUGAUAGGGUCGAGCCCUCGCGUGGGCGAGGUGGUCGGGGACGGGGCAGGGGCGGUGCUAAUGCCAACGGCCACAUCAAGAGUCCGAUCAAGACCGGCGACCAAGAUACAGCCAUGGAAGGCGAUGAAGCAUCGGCAGACGCUGCCACCAUGGACGUGGACCAAGCGACGGGCCAGCCCAAGCAAGCCGCCAGCAACACCAUGUGUCAUUUCAAUUUACGAUGUACCAACAAAGAUUGCCCCUACGCCCACCAGUCACCGGUGGCACCUCCUGGAACGAUUGUGGAUAUGUCCGACACAUGCACAUUCGGCGUUGCCUGCAAGAAUCCCAAAUGUACGGGCAAGCAUCCCUCCCCAGCACAGAUCAAAGCGCUGCAGUCACAAGAAAUCUGCAAGUUCUUCCCCAACUGCACACGACCCAACUGUGCGUUCAAGCACCCCAACGCGCCCCUCUGCCGGUUCGGCUCCAACUGCAAGACGCCCAACUGCCAGUUCACCCACCUCGAAAUUGCAUGUCACUUCAAUCCCUGUACCAAUAUGCGAUGCCCCUAUAAACACAGCCCCGGCCAACAAAAAGCCACCACCCUCGCCGACUACUCGUGGACCCCCGACAAGCAGAGCCAGACGGUGCAAGACGCAUCGGCGGUCUCGGGAGACCACCUGAGCGACCGCCGAUUCGUCGACGAGAACGCGGGCGAAGAAGAGCUGGUCAAGCCGGAGACCGCGGCCGGGAAUGGAGAAGGCGUGGUCACUUGA